AAAAAGGCAAUUUGCUGCUGAGAUUGAUGACGCCUGCCAAGCGUUGAGCUAUGCUCUCCCUCUGUUGGUGCCUGGUGCGCACCCAAGAGGCCGGCGUGCCGUACACAUCGGCUGGGACAUGUCAGAAUGAUGACAGAGACGCGUGACGGAGCCUCCACGGCCGAGCAGAAUUAGAUUUUAGUCUCAUGCACGGCUGUUCUGGAGUGGGUGGGUGGGACAACAAAAAUCGGAAAGGCAGCGAGCGUACCAUUGCCGCAAUGAUGGCGUCGCUCCGGACAAAGGCGAGUCAGACCCUGGCCAGUGCCCUUCGUGGGCAGGCCGUCACUGCAGCGAGGAGGAGGAGGACGAUGUCCACAACGGCGCGCCGUGCGUUCCAGGUCGAGGUGCCCGGGUGGGCGUCGCCCGAGGCACGCACCGCCCUCGAGGGCUUUGCCGCCCGCUUCGGUACCGACCCCUCGCAGCCCGCCAUGGUGGAGACGCAGCACCUCGACCAGCACCAGGCCGCGCUGCUGCGCCUGACGCUGUCCGAGAUGGUGCCGCUGGACCAGGAGGCGGGCGCGGAGCCAAAGGUGUUUGCCCACUCGCCCGAACGGCAAUACGCGGGCCUGAGCAACCGGACCCGGCUGCUGCCCACCGAGCACCUCGCCUACUUUACCCCGCGCGUCGCCUCGUGGAACCUGGGCGCCGAUGGGUCCGACACGUCGUUCAAUCCGCCGGGCGGUGUCUUCACUCGGCGCAUGUGGGCCGGCGGCGAGAUGCGCUUCCAGGCCGACGCCCCGCAGCUGCUCCUGGGCGAGCGCGCCUACGAGCACACGUUUGUCGAAGAUGCGCAGCUGAAGCAGCUCGGCGGCGGCCGCGGCGAGAUGAUUGUCGUGUGGGUGCGCAAGGAGUUUGGCCGGCGCACCAAGCAGGAAGAGGCGCCCCUGCCUCCGUCGAUCAUCGACCGCCGCAGCUGGGUGUUCCAGCGCGCGCUGCCUCCGAGCGCAGAGCAGCAGCAGCAGCAAAAUCAAGAGCAAGAACAAGGGCUGCAGGCCCCAUCAGGUGCCUUCCAUCCCGACAUGCCCGCGCCCGUGCGCCUCGUGCAGACACCCGCGAGCCUGUUCCGCUACUCGGCCCUCACCUUCAACGCACACGCCAUCCACCUCUCGCCCACCUGGGCGCGCGACGUCGAGGGCCACCGCGACAUUGUCGUCCACGGCCCGCUGACGCUCUCGCUCCUCGUGCGCACGUGGGGCCGCGACCAUGGCCGCUGGUUCUUUCUCCGCAAGCGCGGCGGCAGCGCCAUCGAGCCCAGCAGCGGCCGCCGGCUCGUCUCAGUCGCCUACCGCGCCAAGCGGCCCCUCUAUGCGGGCGAGCCCUACUGGCUCGGCUACGCGCGCGAGGGCCAGGACGAGGCAGCGGGCAAGCACACCCUCGUCGCCGUCAAGGCCGACGGCCAGGUCGCCAUGGAGGCCACCGUCCUCUCGGCCGCGCCGUCUGCGGCUGCCGCUGCCACAACAGAGGAGAACAGCGCCUAGUAAGAACAUUCGUCGCAGUGACUGUCACGCUCUUGUCUGUUGAGAAGUCGGUAGAGAUCAAGAUGAAUGGCCAUUGCUAAUGAAAAGAUGGAU
Molecule: messenger RNA, 1610 nt
Organism: Acaromyces ingoldii
Lineage: Eukaryota; Fungi; Basidiomycota; Exobasidiomycetes; Exobasidiales; Cryptobasidiaceae
Exons: 1
Coding region: 261-1517 (418 amino acids)
Cellular component (GO): mitochondrion
Molecular function (GO): (3R)-hydroxyacyl-[acyl-carrier-protein] dehydratase activity
Source: RefSeq, a predicted model, not a curated record